GGUAGACUUCACACACCCUCGAAAUCUCUACAGAGAACCCCCCAGGUAUGCAGGUUCCUCACAAUGUUUUCCUUUACCGUCAAAGCAAGCGAUAAUUCCCAAAGAAUACAUACAUAGCUUUAGAACAGUCAUAGGUACAUGUCCUUGGGUUUUAAACCUUCGGAAAUUCUCGACGGUCCGAUCCAGUCCCAACUGCGCAGUCGCCGCAUUAGUGCCAAACACUAACAUCUCAGUUUAGUUUAUAUCCGUUGCUAUCACACCAGCAAGCUAUUAAUUAUAGCAUUAGAGCAUGCCGAGGGACUACUGCGUGCAGUCACUGGCCCAACUCCUACAAGGAUACGGAUUCGGGGUCCUUAUAGAGUUGUACCAACAAGUCAUGACUCCUGAGAGGAUUGUGAGGUUGAAUAUCACUCCGUUGUCCCCCACUGAGUUUUUGGAGGCCUUAUUGGAGAAAGAAAUCGAACCUAUUACCAGAGAAGAAUACCAAGAAUACACAGACUUCUUCAUAGAGAACUCUUACUUGAAGACCGAAAGACUGGAAUACGACAUCAUCAAUAAAUACAGGGACGUCGCAUAUCGCAAAAUGGCGAAGCAGAAAGCCGCUGGAUAGCUUCACGUAGCUCUGGAGGGCUUCAAUACUUCAACGUAGUGGCGGAACUAGCAUGCUGUCGAUGUCCAGGCACAGGGCGUAGACCCUCUGUCCUGAGGAUCGCUGUUGUAGAACCUCUUGUUCUAAC
This is a messenger RNA of Manduca sexta (tobacco hornworm), 737 nucleotides long. RefSeq lists its product as uncharacterized. The transcript has 3 exons. The coding region runs from base 290 to 610 and encodes 106 amino acids. The record is from RefSeq and is a predicted model, not a curated record. Lineage: Eukaryota; Metazoa; Arthropoda; Insecta; Lepidoptera; Sphingidae.